AUGCUUCACAGACAUCAUAGUUUUUUCUUAAUAGCACUGCUGGAGCCUUUCCAACAGUAUAGCCAAAUUCAGAAGUAUAAAAGAAGGCUGCAUAUGCAUUCUAUAAUUUCCAACUGUAAUGGAAAGAUUUGGAUUUUUGUAGCUGAUAAUAUAGAGGUGGAAGUGCUACUAGAUUCUAGUCAACAGGUGACAUUGAAAUUGUUUUUUCAAGAAUUUAAUCAGGUUGUUGUCACUUCUCUUGUUUAUGCUAAAUGUGAUGCUACUGAUAGAUUGGAGUUGUGGGACAACAUUUAUAACCUGUCCAAUUCAAUCACUUUACCAUGGAUGGUUGGAGGAGACUUAAAUUUUCAUUGGCUAGGUAAUAUAGAAGUUGAGCAUUUGGCAAGAACAGGUUCAGAUCAUGCACCUCUUUUAUGUUCUUAUGGUUCAACUUCAUCCAAUGUCAAUCUAAAAAGGAUGAAGGGUGUCUUAUCCAGUUGGAGUAGGGAAGUAUAUGGUGACAUAUUUAAACAACUAAUUAUCAGAGAGGAGAUUGUCAGAGUAAAGGAAGAACUAUUUGAAGAAACACCUUCUGCUGGCACAGGAUUAGAUUGGUUUGCCGAAGGUGAUAGAAAUACUAGAUUCUUCCAUAAUCUAGUAAAGGGCAGAAGGAAAAAGUUGAUGAUCAAAAGAAUUCAAAGUUCUGAUGGUGUCUGGUUAAAGGAUGAGGCAGUAUUCAAUCUUAAUGGGACAAGUGCAAGUGGUUCUGAUGGUUUCUCUGGGAAGUUUUAUCAGUCAUGUUGGGAUAUUAUAAGGGUUGAUGUGUACAGAAUGGUGGUUGAAUUCUUUAAGGGACAAACGCUUCCUAAAUCCAUCACUCACACAAAUCUGGUUUUGCUUCCAAAGAAGGAGAUGGGAAGCAGCAUCAUUGAGAAUGUGCUGCUAGCUCAUGAGAUUGUGACAGAUAUUAGAAAGAGGGGUAAACCUGCAAAUGUUGUCAUUAAGUUGGAUAUGGCAAUAGGUUUUUUUCACUCAACUAAAGGGGUUAAGCAAGGUGGCCCUCUUUCACCUGACCUUUUUAUCAUAUCAGCUGAGGUGCUAUCUAGAGCUUUGAAUGCUUUGUUUGAAGAUUCUAGUUAUGUUUGUUAUGGGAUGCCUAAAUGGAGUCACAACAUAAAUCACCUGUCUUAUGCUGAUGAUACAAUCAUAUUCACAUCAGCAGAGAAAGAUUCCCUUCAGAAAGUAAUGCAAGUAUUACAACAAUAUGAGGAACUUUCUGGCCAAUUGAUCAAUAAAGAGAAAAGUGCUUUCUACAGGUUUCAUAAGGUGGCUAAUAAUCUAUAUCAGCAAGUGGAGCAAAUCACUAGUUUUUCAAGAGACUCAUUCCCAUUGAAGUAUUUGGGCUGGAAGCUGCUAUCAUAUGGUGGGAAGGUUGUGCUUAUAAGUAAUGUUUUACAAAGCAUUCAUGUAUACUUACUAUCAGCAGUAGUGCCAACUAAACACACCAUCAAUGAGCUCCAUAAGAUAUUUGCUAGAUUUUUCUGGUCCAACAAGGAAGAGGGAAGAAGCAAGCAUUGGGUUUCAUGGGCUAAGGUUUGUCUUCCAAAAGAGAAGGGUGGUUUUUCUUUUAGAUCAUUAUAUGAUGUGUCAAAGGCAUUGUUUGCCAAGUUAUGGUGGAAGUUCAGGACAGAAAAUUCUAUGUGGACAACUUUCAUUUGGAACAAGUACCGUAAAAAGCACAGACCAAUAGAAGCUCAAUGGAAGGGUAACUCUCUAAUUUGGAAAAUAAUGCUUGAAGCUAGGGACUUGAUUGAUCAACAUAUUUGGUGGGAGCCCAGAAAUGGUGAAUGCAAUGUGUGGCAAGACAACUGGACUAGAUUAGGUUGUUUAAAACAGGUAGUUCCUGUCCAGCUUAAUAUUGAUGAGUUGAACUACUUCAUGACAGGUAAAGGGUGGAAUUUUCAGAGAUUGCAGGAUAUUCUUCCUUUGAACCAGGUGAAUCACAUUAGAUACAACCAGGAAAUGGUGCGAGGAUCACGAGCAAGGAUAACCCUUGGUGGAUGUUGA
Lycium ferocissimum is the source of this 2046-nucleotide messenger RNA. RefSeq lists its product as uncharacterized. The transcript has 8 exons. Bases 1 to 2046 code for a protein of 681 amino acids. NCBI's taxonomy places the organism in Eukaryota, Viridiplantae, Streptophyta, Magnoliopsida, Solanales, Solanaceae. The record is from RefSeq and is a predicted model, not a curated record.